Molecule: messenger RNA, 1378 nt
Organism: Didymodactylos carnosus
Lineage: Eukaryota; Metazoa; Rotifera; Eurotatoria; Philodinida; Philodinidae
Source: the annotation of a GenBank genome assembly
AUAUAAUGAUAUAACAUUCAUCGCGAUAUAUCGAAGUGUGACAACGGUUCAGAUAACUCUUUUGUCUUGAUGGAGGUGCUUUUUUCGAUUGGACAAGUCCUCAUGGUUAGAAGAAGAAAAAUGAAUAAAUAGAAGUAUACGAUAGACAAAAAGCUUAUGUGCCUCGAUUUUGUCAAUGACCUUGCACAACCAAUGAUGCGUGUCCUCCUUUGUUGGAAAUAAGUCCACCUUACUUCCGCCUUUGUCUGAAAUGUGCCCCUCAUUUAGGCCUUUUUAGUUGUCAUCGCUGCGUGUACCUGUAUGUGUCGCGACAUGUACCAUUCGAUGCAGGUCGAUGAGUUUUUUCGAUUGAUAUAAUAUGUCUAUAUUUCUAUGUUAAGUAUAAAUGUUACAUUGUCAGAACACGUUAAAAUACAUCAAAAUGGUUGUUUUACGUAUUUCUCAACAACACACACUUUUGUCCAGACACACUCAUCGUGGAAUACCUUUUCUCGAAAUAAUGUUUCGUCAUAGAGAGAUAAUCGUUUUUACAAUAGUUCUACAUGAACUGAUGGAAGCUGAUUUCUGGAUUAGGCUUUAGUUGUCUAGAAAGUCAAUGGUUCUUGAAUCUUUUUGUUUCUGACAGGGGAUUCCUUUCUUAGAUGUUAUUCAAUUGAACAGUUGAUUGACAAAAGUUUAUAACGUUAACUAUAUUUGAAAGUUUGUACCGAUAUUUUAAGAUUAUUUCAAAGUUGACAUUUGUAAUUAUAAUGAAUAUAAAUUUCAUUUAAAAUAUAUUGCUAAAUUUAUCGUGACAUGUUCUAUACAAAUUGAUCAAUAUUCAAUAGAAUAACUCACAAAUAGCUUUCCAUAAAUGAGCAAAUAAUACAUUAAAUAUCGUUUGUGAUUUAAUCUUCUUUUUUACAUUUACAGUUUCGAAACAAGAAAGGUUAUGUCUACAAUUGAUGAACUAAAACGAAAAAUUGCAAAUCUUAAAAGUCGUAUGAAAGAUGAAUGUGAUCAACUGGAAAAAUUAGCUGAACAAAAAUCAAAUGAUCCUGAUAAUGCAGAAACAAUACUUCAUGAUCGUACUAACCGAAUACAACAAACAUUUAAUACUUCAUUUGAAGAAAUUAGACAAGAUAUGAAGAGACGUAAACCACAUCGAUCAGAGCAAAACUAUGAACAAAAAGAAAGAACUUAUGUUGAAUUUGUUAAUCAACUAACUUCACCUGAUGGUCCAUUGGAACAAUUAGGAAAUUGGUUUAAAUCUCUUUUUAAUAAAUUAACAGAAAUUAUUAUUACUAUUAUUCGAUGGCUGGCCGAAGCAAUAGUAGAAUAUGUUACAAAAAAAAUACAUGAUCUUUUUAAAUCUAUUAUGGUAUUUUUCACUCUAUAA